This is a messenger RNA of Cinara cedri, 2388 nucleotides long. NCBI's taxonomy places the organism in Eukaryota, Metazoa, Arthropoda, Insecta, Hemiptera, Aphididae. The record is from the annotation of a GenBank genome assembly.
AUGAGUUACCCAAGAUCAGACCUGUUCAACGAUAGCAAGGCAAACUCUUCGCUGGUCGGAUCGAUAGUGGUGAAAACCGAUUCGGUGAGUUUCUAUUCGUUCAAGGCCAACAGCACAUACGUGGUAAAGAGCCACGGGCCAAUGCUACUAUUGCGUCAAACAGACGAUCAAGAAGGGUGUGUUGAACAGGAGCCCAUGGAGAUCCUGGAGACCAUUAACAAAUGUAUUAACAAGGUGGUAGUGCCAAGCGGAAACACCAUAGGUCUGAAGAUGGUGGCCGUAGGCGUCACCAGCCAUAGAAGUUCGAUGUUGGCUUGGGACAGAUGGACGGGCCACCCACUAUGCAACGUGAUUAUGAGGAGUGACAACAGAGCUACGGAAAUUGUAAACGAGUACUUGCAGAUCUAUGAUAAGUACAAGUUCCAGACGGUUUGCGGCCUGCCUUUGAGCCCUCUCUUCAGCGCGUUUAAAAUCAAAUGGCUUUUGAAUAACAACACCAAAGUGCAGGUUGCGUACGAACAAGGCAGGUGUUAUUUCGGUACGGUGGACACGUGGAUUGUGUGGAACCUGACCGGUGGAACAAAAGGUUGUAUAUAUUUACUGUCAGGUUAACCGAGGUUUUCCGAUAAAUUUUAUUUAGAUACGGAUACCUAAUAUGUAUUUCCGUCAAUAUACAGGCGGAGUGUUCGCCACAGAUUCUUCGAACGCAUCCAACACGUUUUUAAUGAAUAUCAACACGUUACAAUGGGACCCGAAACUGUUGAAAAUGUUCGGUAUCAGCCAGAGUAGUCUGCCGGAAAUACGAUCUAGUUCCCAAAUUUACGGAAAAUUUGCAGACGGCCCUCUGAAAAAUAUACCGAUUUCCGGUGUGAUUGGAAAUCGUCAGGCCGCUCUUGUCGGCCAUCGAUGUUUUCGACGAGGAAUUACAAAAGCCACGUUGGACGAAGGCGGAUCGGUAUUCACCGUAACCGGUGAAAACAAAGUGUUCUCUAAAAACGGUCUACUCACGACGAUCGGGUAUCACAUUGACACGAGACCGGUAUACGCAUUAGAAGGGCCGAUCACUUCAGGUGGCGCUGGCAUCGAAUGGAUGGAACACAUUACACGAUUAAAAACCAAUAAAAUUACACACUGUUUAAAAGCCGGCAAGAGAAUCAAUAAUCCGAAUUCAAUUUGCUAUAUUCACGCGAUAAAUGGUAGGCAAAAUCAAUCAUCUUAUACAUUAUUAACGAAUUCGCGAUUAAUUGGUUUUUUUUGUGAAUUUUCGGUAUCGCGAAUACACGAGAAAAAAAUCACGAACUAAUAUAAAUUAUAAUAUACUAUCCGUGGUUAAAACGUAAAAUAUGAUCAAAGAAAUCAUAAAUAUUUUAUUAUCGAAUCAUAGAGUUCGAAAAACUUAAGAUAGGUGUUGUUGGGCCAGCGAUUUAAAAAAAAAUUAAAAUUAAAAUCUAAAUUUAAAAAAUCAAAUUCUAAUGGGAAGGUGAACCACCUACCUUCCUCCCCCCAUAGCUGUCACUGCGUCAUAAUAGCUAUCAGUAUAUGCUAAAUUUCAGUUCGUUCCUUCCAGUAGUUUGAGCUAGGCGAUGAUGAAUCAGUUAGUCAGGACAUGUUAUUUUAUAUUUAGAGAAGAUAAUUCUAUCUAUAAUCAUUAUAUCUAACAUCCCAUUUACCUACCUAUAAAAGUGGUCUACGCAUAAGCAGUCGCAACUUUUUAAAAUUCAAAAAUUCUCUUACGUCCCCUCCCGAAAAUAAAUUCUAGAUAGUCCAGAGAUAAAGUCCUGCGUACUUUUAUGGGUUCGACCAGAUUGAAUUCUAAUAUUAAUUUUUGAUAUUAACAGGGGUAAGUAUAAACUAUAGAAAAUAUUUCGAUUUCAAAAAACACGAUAAAACUAUCUAAAAAUUUUUAUUAUAUGUAUUCUAGGUCUAUAUGCCCCUCACUGGAGGCCUGAAGCUUUGGGAGUUUUAGUUGCUGAUGAAUUUAACGCUGAAGACAUGCUUAGGGCCGCGAUGGAGUCUGUCAGUUUUCAAACUGCUGAAAUUUUAAAGGCUGCCACCAUGGACCUGAAAAUACCUAUUGAUAGGAUAAAAGUUGAUGGAUACUUGGCAGACAAUAAGUUCAUCAUGGAAUCCUUGGCUGACUUCAUUAACGCAAAGGUGGAAGUGGCCAUGUGCAAAGAGAUGACGGCGUUAGGCGCAGCGAUGGUAGCCGGGUACGCACCUGAGGUGAACGUAUGGAAUGUAAUGUGCAUGGCCGAAGACGUUAGCAUCGCUAACUAUAAGCCGACUUUAAAACCCGACGAGCUGAAAAAGAGAUGGUUUGAUUGGAAUAGAAAUAUUAACCGGUGUUAUAAUUUGGUUGAUACCAUUGGAAGGUCGGAGGCUCGAUAG